GCGCUUCCGUCUGUCUCCUAGGCGCCUCCCCCUCGAGCCUGUCAUGGGGGAGGCCGAGGAGCAGGUGCCUGAAUCAGGUGCUGUAUUCACAUUUGGAAAAAGCAAAUUUGCCGAUAAUGUGCCUAGCAAGUUUUGGUUUAAAAAUGACAAGCCUUUUCACAUAUCAUGUGGAGAUGAACAUACUUCUGUUGUAACAGAAAAUGGUAAACUUUACAUGUUUGGAAGCAACAACUGGGGACAACUAGGAUUUGGAACAAGGAAUACUGUCAACAAGCCAACUUGUGUGAAAGCUUUAAAACCAGAAAAAGUAAAACUAGCUGCUUGCGGGAGAAACCACACCUUGAUUUAUACAGAACAAGGAAAUGUAUAUGCUGCUGGAGGUAACAGUGAAGGGCAGUUGGGAUUAGGUGACACAGAGGAAAGAAGCACAUUCCAUCUAAUUAGUUUUUUUAGUAACCAGCACAAGAUCAAACAGCUGGCAGCUGGAUCCUACACGUCAGCAGCACUAACUGAGGAUGGACAGCUUUUUAUGUGGGGGGACAAUUCCGAAGGACAGAUUGGUUUGGCUGAUGAAGCUAAUGCAUAUGUUCCUCAUCAAGUGGAUGUUGGUAAACCCAUUUCCUGGAUCUCUUGUGGAUACUACCACUCCGCCUUAAUAACACGAGAUGGAGAACUUUAUACUUUUGGGGAGCCUGAGAAUGGAAAACUAGGUCUUUCAAAAGAGCAACUGAAAAACUACAAGGUUCCACAACUUGUUUCUGGAAUUUCUGGAAGGGCCAAUAAGGUUGCCUGUGGAGGAGGACACACAGUAGUGCUUGCAGAGGGGAAGGUCUACACAUUUGGCCUUGGCCAAUAUGGGCAGCUUGGACAUGGUACAUUUAUUUUUGAAAUUUCUGAACCAAAGAUAGUGGAUUAUUUGAGCAAGCAUAAAAUCUCUAACAUUGCCAGUGGGGAAAAUCAUACAGCUUUAGUAACAGAGAACGGCCUUAUGUACACCUUUGGAGAUGGACGGCAUGGCAAAUUAGGGCUUGGGGAAGAAAAUUACACUAAUCAAUUUUUUCCUACGCUAUGUUCCAAUUUUUGGGGGUUUGCUAUACAGUUGGUUUCCUGUGGUGGUUGUCACAUGCUAGUUUUUGCCACACCGAGGCCUAAAGAACUGGGUGAAACUCAUGUGUCAGACCAAAAGGAACACCACUUGUCUGCUGUGGUCUCUGAAGUGGGUGGAGAUGCAUUAGUAAUAGAUACCUUCCAUCAGACGUUAUCAGCACGUUUGCGGCGGAGAGCGAAGGACAAAUCACCGGAACAGGUUAAUCGACUGGUACGAACACUUCCUCCACUAGGAGAAGGUCCUUCAAAGCUUGCAUCCUGUGCCAUCAGCAACACUAUUCCCCUUGGUGUACUCAGAUCAAACCAUCUUGACUCAGAGGCAGCUGACAGAAGUCAAGGCACCCAAUAUGCUUUGGAUGGUGAAACAGGAGAUAAGAAAGAGGAGAACAAUGAUACAGAAGAGAGCUCAACAGAAGAUGAUUCAGAUGAAAAUGAGGGUAGAACCCUUGGGAACACCACAGAUGUCUUGAAUAUGACCCACGUGAUGAGAAUGAAUCCCGAUAACCAUUCCUUAGAGUUAGCACCAGUACAAAAACAGAAGAAGAAAAAUAAAAAUGGGAAACUGGAUAUUCAUGGUAAGGGUGGGAUGAAAGAGUCUGUUCCUCUCCAAGUUCAGAAGGGUUUGGAAUUGGGUGGCACAUCUUCUCAGGUGGAACCUAUACAUUCAGAGUGUCUAGGAAAGGAUCCCAAUUUAGAAAAAAGUUUUUACGAUGCUUUUAUGAGGAAAAUUAAGGCUGGUAAAAAGUACUCAAAAAGUAAAUCUGCACAGGCCAUUACUGUUAGGGCACAGAAGCCUGACACUGACCAGACUAUUAAAAAAGAAUUUAAAGUAGCAAAAAAGGGGAAAUUGGACCAAGUAAAUUCUAGUUCAACCCCUCAGGAGCUGCCAUUCAGCCAUGCUAGUGAUGGUAUGAUAGAAAAACACUAUGUGGAUUGCCAGGAAAAUAAAGCAGAAGCUAAAGUAGUGAAAUCUGAUAAAUAUGGCAAAUUAUAUGUGCAGGGUAAAGAAAACAAUGAAAAACAGAGAGAGUUUAAACACAAGGAAAUAUUUAUGAAGCAAACAGCAGUAACUGUGUCAUCAUCUUCAAGUGAGGAAGCUAGUAAUGAGUCAGCAAAAUAUGUUCUUCAGAUAAACCAGUAUAAUUAUGGCAAAAUAACAAAGAGAGAAAUGGAUGUAGAAAACAGAAAUAUAAAUUGGGAUAAGGAGCAAAAUAAAGAAAAGGAGUGUUUUGAAGAUACCAGUAUGCAAGCUCAGAGUGAAGAGAAUGAAAAUAUAGAUAGUUCAGAUGAGGCUGCCAAGUUAGAAGAAGAGAAUCUUGAAAGUGAGCAAGACAAUGAAGAAUGUGGAGUGGUUGCAGAAGAAGCUGAAAACGAAGAGGGGAAGCAAGAUGGAAAAAAUGACAGUGAAGUAGAAUCUGAAGGAGAAGAAGGUGAAAAUGAAUCAAAUAAAGAAGAUGACCCCGUAGUCAUCGAUAGAGAUGAAGUUAAAAUGCAGUCUAAAGCAGAAAAUGUGGAUAGGCUGGAGAAUGAGGUGGAAGAAGGGAAAGUUGACACAGAUUUUGAACUGGAAGAGGAAGAAGCAGAAGAAAAUAUAGAUGAGGCUGUAAUGGAAGAAAAAUAUGAAAACAUAGAGGAGGGUGAAUUUGUAAAGGAAAUUGAAGUGGUAGAGGAGGAGCAAGAGAAGAAUGAAUGGGUGGAAGAGGAGAAAGAAAAAGAGACCAAGAGUAAAGAGAGGGAGAAGGAAAAAGAGACAAGGGAGGAAGAAGUGGGAGUAGGGGAAGAAGAUGACCAGAAGGAGGAAGAAGGAGGAAAAGAGGGGGAGGAAGAAGAAGGAGGAGGAAAAGAGGGGGAGGAGGAAGGAAAGGAGGAGGAAGAAGAAGGGGCAGAAACAGAGGAGGAAGGGGAAGAGGAAGAAGUUGAGGCAGAGGAAGGAGAAGAAGGGAUGGAGACGGAGGAGGGAGAGGAGGAGGAGGAGGAGGAAGAAGAAAAAACUGGAGAGGAAGAAGAGGGAGAAGGAGAGGAGGAGGAAGAAGCAGAGGAGGAGGAAGAAGAAGCAGUGGAGGAAGAGGAGGAAGCAGAGGAGGAGGAGGAGGAGGAGGAGGAGGAAGAAGAAGAAGAAGAAGAAGAAGAAGAAGAAGAAGAAGAAGAAGAAGAAGAAGAAAUGGUGAAGGGAGAGGAGGAGGAAGCAGAACAUGAAGAGGAAGAUGUGGAAGAAGAAUCAGAAGCUGAAGAGAGUCAGGAAGAAGCUGAGGAAGGGGAAGAAGGCAGAGAGGAGGAAGACAAAAGAGAAGAGGAAGAAGAUGAGCAUGUAGAGGAAGAAAAAACAGAUCAAAAAUCAUCUGAUGAGGAAGAGAGUGAUGGUGGUGAGAAUCAUGACAAUGAAGAAGAAAAAGAAGAAGAGGAGGAGGAGGAAGAGGAAGAGGAAGAAGAAGAGCAUGUUGAGGAAAUAGAGAAGGAAGAGGAAGAGACUAAUGAUAACGAGGAAGAAGAAGAAGAAGAAGAAGAAGAAGAAGAAGAAGAAGAAGAAGAAGAAGAAGAAGAAGAAAUGGACAAGAAAAAGGGGCAGGAACCAGUUGCAGUGGAACAUAAUAAUGAUCCAUCACCUGAAAAUGAGGGACAGAGCAGUAAAUCAUGUGAGAUUGAGGAAACAAAUCAGAUGGCCACAGAAACUAUAAAGAAAGUAGAGGCAUGUACAGAAGAAGACCCAGCUAAGCAAGAGUGUGAAACUGCUGUGGCUUGCGUCACAAACAAUUCUUCAGGAGCAAUUGCAGACAGUGAUGAGGACAAGACAAAACUACCACAGAAGGCAAAAAGGUUUUCUUUUUUUAAACGAAAAACUUCAAAGCAGAAGGAUGCACACAGCUGUGAUGAAAACAAACUUGAAAAUCUUCCUCACAGUGAGCAGGAAACUGGCAACCAAGGAAACUUACCUAAAGAGAAGAGUAAAGACGAAAAUCAGAACCAUGCUAAAGAAAAUCAAAUGGAGGCACCACAUCAGGCCAAAAAGAUGUCCUCUACCUGUGUAAUACUUUGAUACCUAAUUUUAUAAAGCUUGCAUAAAUGUGGUGUCAUAACUGGCAGCUUGCAAGCAGAUACUGCAAUUUAUACUUGAAAAUGAUAAUGGCAGAUAUAUAAUCAUAUUGAUGGAUUUUUUUUGUAAAAUUAGCAUGUUUCAACCGAUUUACAUUGAUUUUGGACCAACUUCCUAGUAUUUAUUUGUAUUAAUAUUUUUAGAUACUGCAACAAAGAUGAGUAUCACAGUCUUACUGAAAUGUUGUGGCCUUAACUCUGUGUUUUAAUAAAAAAUAUAUUUUUAUACUUCAAA
This is a messenger RNA of Lacerta agilis (Sand lizard), 4432 nucleotides long. It is a transcript of the gene RPGR, whose product is annotated as retinitis pigmentosa GTPase regulator. The coding region runs from base 44 to 4141 and encodes 1365 amino acids. The record is from RefSeq and is a predicted model, not a curated record. Gene Ontology annotation, molecular function: ubiquitin protein ligase activity. Gene Ontology annotation, cellular component: photoreceptor outer segment. Gene Ontology annotation, biological process: visual perception; protein ubiquitination; ubiquitin-dependent protein catabolic process. The transcript has 19 exons. NCBI's taxonomy places the organism in Eukaryota, Metazoa, Chordata, Lepidosauria, Squamata, Lacertidae.